UUGUGAUUCAAAGUGUAUCUAUAAAAUAGUCUGUAUGGCAUCUAGAGAAUUAUCGACUGUUGAGAUUGUGAAUAUUGAACAAUCAAAUGAAAGGAAUCGUGAGCCACGUUGGGAACCAGAUGAGGAAGGUAUUGGUGCAGGAGGUGUCAUACUGUUCAUUCUCAUAACUAUCCUAUUCAUUUGUACAUUUCCAAUAACAAUAUUUUUUGCAAUUCGUACAGUCAAAACAUACGAAAGAGCUAUUAUUUUACGUUUUGGUCGUUUGAAACGAUCUGGUGGAAAAUAUGUUUUAGGUGCUGGAUUACAGUUUGUCAUGCCAUGCGCAGAUCAAAUGAUUCGCAUAGAUUUGCGUACAAAGACUGUGAACAUACCACCACAAGAGAUAUUGACAAGUGAUGCAGUUACUGUCGGUGUAGAUGCUGUUGUAUUCAUGCGUGUGAUUGAACCAGCUGCCGCUUUAUUAAGAGUUGAAAAUGCAGCCAAAUCAGCUGAGCUGCUGGCAGUUACUGCGUUGCGUUCAGUACUGGGAACAUAUGAAUUAUCUCAAUUAUUGACAAACCGUGACCAGAUUGAUUCCAAGCUGGCCAUUUUACUGGACCAGGCUACAGGUGAAUGGGGAAUUAAGGUGGAACGAGUUGAAAUUAAAGACGUUUCAUUGCCUCAAGAAAUGCAACGAGCCAUGGCGGCAGAAGCACAAGCUGUUAGAGCUUCUAAAGCUAAAGUGAUAGCAGCACAAGGUGAAUUAGAAGCAUCGUCGACAUUAAGAAAAGCUGCCGAGGAAAUGGCUAGAUCACCAACUGCCUUACAAUUACGUUAUUUACAAACAUUGGCUACGAUCGCAACAGAACAAAAUUCAACAAUUAUAUUUCCGUUACCCAUAGAACUACUUCAAAGUUUCUUAUCAAAGAAACAAUCGUAAUUGAUGCUCUAUUAUUUUUCGAUUGUGUGUAUCUAUAACCGUAUGUAGAUCUCCCAAUCCAUAUUUAUUGUACCUACUUUCAAGAUAAUUAUCAAGCGAGCAAAUUAACACUGAUAUCUUGCUGUAAAGACUGAACGUUUUUAAAUAAUUAAUCACUGAGAAAAAAUUGUGAGCAAAUAUUGUUACUGUAUUUUCUUCAAAAUCUGAAAUAUUCGCAUAAUUAUUAUGACUUUUAUACUGUAAUACUGUACACUUCUACAGUACUUGCAUCAGGGAUUAACAACAACGUGAAAAUCACUAAGAAACGAAGACGCAUUAGUUAGCUGGUUUUUCUAGCUUUAAAACUUCUCAGAUAGUAACCGCUGAAUCCUAAGAUAAACACCACUAAGUCAGGGUAGAUGCACUCCAGCAUGAAGCCAAGUUCAUGCUUCAUUAUAUAUUUAUAUAUACACCAAUUACUCUCUGUUUUCGUUCUAUUCUCUUCGAUCUUCUUAACCUUCUGCCCACAAACAUUUCACGUUCGAAUGAUGAUACAUACUACUUAUAUCUGUUAACAUCUGUGGGACACACCACAUUAUAUGUUUUUCUUAAAUAAAAUGUUUGUUCAUGUA
This is a messenger RNA of Schistosoma margrebowiei, 1530 nucleotides long. The record is from the annotation of a GenBank genome assembly. NCBI's taxonomy places the organism in Eukaryota, Metazoa, Platyhelminthes, Trematoda, Strigeidida, Schistosomatidae.